Messenger RNA from Filobasidium floriforme, 971 nucleotides. RefSeq lists its product as uncharacterized. Bases 70 to 876 code for a protein of 268 amino acids. The record is from RefSeq and is a predicted model, not a curated record. NCBI's taxonomy places the organism in Eukaryota, Fungi, Basidiomycota, Tremellomycetes, Filobasidiales, Filobasidiaceae. The transcript has 3 exons.
CUCAGGAUUGUACAAGUACUAUCGCCUGUUCUAUCCGACGUCCAUCGGCUAACAGUGAACAGCUCGAAGAUGAAUGAAGACCUCGGAUCCCUCAACUUCAGCGAGAUCGUGAGCGUCGAUAUUCAGCCUAUAGACAAGCACCAUAACGAGGAGGACAAGGAUUCUUCUAGAGAGCAAGGAGAAUCUGGAACAGCGACCGAAGGUACACCAAGUUCCGAAUACAAAGCUACGAAACACGGUUUCAAGAGAUUUGCCGUUAAGGAUCACGCUAUUCAAACAGAGGGGCCUGAUUCAGCGGAGUACAACUCUGCUCCUACGAUCUCUUCGUUAGAGCCUGAUCGGCGAGACGGAAUGCAGACAGCAUCCAAUCCGGGCUUGAAGGCUCACACCUCGGAACCUGAGAACUCGAUUCGAGCGGAGUCAUCCCCAUCUUCCGAUGUCGAUUUGCUAUCACAUAUCAAGAGCUUGGAAGCCGAGUUGAGGACAGCUCAGAUUGUGAAUGCCAAGCUCAACGCAGAUGGAAGAGGACACGCAAAGCAUAUACGGGACAUGGAAAGGGCCGUAUACGGGACUCAGGAAUUGGCUAGAACCUUGAGCAUAGCGGACCAAGCCAACAUAUAUCUGCUUGGACGUUAUCACGCAGUCCUCCAGGAGAACGACUUCCUCAGGUCCGAAAUCGCUAGCUUCGAUUGCCAGAAUAAGGAUUUGUGGGAUGUAGCUUUCGGAGGUACUAGCCAGUCGAUUCUUCCAACCAACUUUGACCGGAGUUUAGGCGACCACAAUUCAGAACAAACGUCCCCUCCAUGCUCAGUUGCGACUGUAGACCACGGCUGUGAGCGUUCGGAAGAUCGCUUGAUGAAUCGCGUCACGUGGUAGAUCCCAACAACGAGACAUCGAGAUUUGAGAUGGAUUGUUUCAUGAGAUGUAUUAUUGUAUAAAGAUUCCAGUAGAUGCCUGAAUCUGGGCCAGAC